AUUUGAUGAACAAGAGACAGAAAUAAAAUACAAUACAGCUGGCUCUUCAUUCUGAUUCAUCCAUCAUCAUCUUCAUCUUCAUCUUCCUCCACCGAGUUCCUUCCUCUACACAGAACAACAUCAAAGCUAGUUGCUGUUGUUUCUCAGGAAUUGGGCAUUGAUAGCUUAGCUUGUUUUGGACUAACAUGCCUUCAUAAAUGCUGUCUGGCAUUUGAAGAAUUGACCUCCACUCUACUUGUAAGCUCAUGACGCGGAGUUGCUGUGAGAUACAAGUAGAGAAGCAAGAUGAUUGAGCAGUUCAUCAAUUUCGUUAUUCGGCCUCCCAGGGCGGAGUAUAACCCAGAUCAGUAUCUGUGGGAAAAGGAAUUCUCCCUUGCAGGUAAAACAUAUCAAAGGCAGGAUUUGGAGCUCAAGAAUACCCGAGGCUAUACCUUGAAGUGCAGUCAUUAUCUUCCUUCUCCUUUCCCUGAAGACACUUCUCUUCCUUGUGUUGUAUAUUGCCAUGGAAAUAGUGGAUGUAGGGCAGAUGCCAAUGAAGCUGCUGUAAUUCUUCUUCCAUCAAAUAUUACUGUUUUUACUCUUGACUUCUCGGGGUCAGGCUUAUCUGAUGGAGAUUAUGUUAGUCUUGGUUGGCAUGAAAAAGAUGAUCUCAAGAUUGUGGUGUCGUAUUUGAGAAGCAACCAACAAAUAUCUCGUGUAGGUCUCUGGGGACGAUCAAUGGGUGCUGUUACUAGCCUUCUUUAUGGAGCUGAAGACCCUUCAAUUGCUGGAAUGGUGUUGGAUAGUGCCUUUUCAAACUUAUAUGAUCUCAUGAUGGAGCUUGUGGAUGUUUAUAAGAUUCGGCUCCCAAAGUUCACUGUUAAAAUGGCUGUGCAAUACAUGCGACGGGUUAUUGCGAAGAAGGCAAAGUUUGAUAUUAUGAAUCUGAACUGUUUGCCGGUUGCAUCGAAGACAUUCAUUCCUGUUUUAUUUGGACAUGGAAGUGAUGACAAAUUCAUUCAACCACACCACUCUGAUCGCAUCUCUGAAUCCUAUGCAGGUGAUAAAAAUAUCAUAAAGUUCGAUGGUGAUCAUAACUCCUCUCGACCCCAGUUCUUUUAUGAUUCAGUUUCCAUUUUUUUCUACAAUGUCCUCCGCCCUCCUCAUGUUUCUAGUGCUCAUAAGCUUGAGAAAUAUUAUGAUUUUGGGGAUUUGAAACUUGGUUCUGGUGUGGAUGAGAGCCUAUUAUAUGAGAUUCUCUCGAGUUUGCGGUCUGUAACUACUGAUGCUGCAAGUUCAUCUUCUGCGCUUCCAACAACUUCUACCACAAAAUCUGUUAGCGAACUUCUUUCAGCAGUUGCCCCCUUGACUGAUGAGUCUAUGUUGAAAGAAGAUAAUACACACGACAAUCAUGAAACUGGCCAGGAUGAGCCCACAGAAGUGCAGGAAAAGCUAAAUGGCCAGAUUGAAGAUUGUUGCUCAUAUACAAGCUCAAAUAGAGAAAGUUGGGGCAGAUGUUCGUCUUUAGGUGGCAGUGAUGAAGAAUCUUCCGCAGAUUUAAGGGCCGAUGAUAAACUCUCUCAGAAUACUGUGAAGGUGUUUGCAACACCUAUGCGAAGCAUGAAAGAAAAAUUGUCAGACAUGAAAGAAAAAUUGUCAGACUCGAAAGAAGAUGACAAGACGGAUAAGAACAAUAAAAAGAAGAAGAAAAAGAAGAAAGCUGAAAGUAAUGCUAAGAAACCAAAGAGUGACAGGUUUGAGAAGCUAGAGGCCCUUAGCAGACGCUUGCGGCUUUGCCUUCUAAAUGGAUCAUCCCAUCGAAGACACAAGUCCUCUUGACCUCUUUUGUAUCAUAUCAUCGUAUAGUUCAGUUAGUACUAUUAGAACUAGGUCUAGGUAGUCCUUGAAAUUCAACAUGGUUUUAGAUUGUGACUUAGGAGGUUUUAUUUUAGGAGCUGUUAAAAAUUGGUUUCUUAUUGGCUUUCUUUGCGCUGCUAUGAUUAUGAAUGUGAAUCACACCCCAUUAUUGAGUGUUGCAAAUAUCCUUGGUGUAGCUUUACACUUUUGCA
Messenger RNA from Lotus japonicus, 2048 nucleotides. RefSeq lists its product as uncharacterized. NCBI's taxonomy places the organism in Eukaryota, Viridiplantae, Streptophyta, Magnoliopsida, Fabales, Fabaceae. Bases 286 to 1818 code for a protein of 510 amino acids. The record is from RefSeq and is a predicted model, not a curated record. The transcript has 14 exons.